This is a messenger RNA of Cercocebus atys (sooty mangabey), 1255 nucleotides long. Its product is annotated as HLA class I histocompatibility antigen, A-30 alpha chain-like. Gene Ontology annotation, cellular component: external side of plasma membrane. The record is from RefSeq and is a predicted model, not a curated record. Gene Ontology annotation, biological process: immune response; positive regulation of T cell mediated cytotoxicity; antigen processing and presentation of endogenous peptide antigen via MHC class I via ER pathway, TAP-independent. Gene Ontology annotation, molecular function: signaling receptor binding; peptide antigen binding. NCBI's taxonomy places the organism in Eukaryota, Metazoa, Chordata, Mammalia, Primates, Cercopithecidae.
AUGGCGUCCCGAACCCUCCUCCUACUGCUCUCGGGGACCCUGGCCCUGACCGAGACCUGGGAGGGUUCCCACUCCAUGAGGUAUUUCAGCACCGCCUUGUCCCGGCCCGGCCGCGGGGGGCACCGCUUCAUCGCCGUGGGCUACGUGGACGACACGCAGUUCCUGCGGUUCGACAGCGACGCGGCGAGUCCGAGGAUGGAGCCGCGGGCGCCGUGGGUGGAGCAGGAGCGGCCGGAGUAUUGGGAAGAGGAGACACGGAACACCAAGGCCCACGCACAGACUGACAGAGUGAACCUGCGGACCCUGCUCGGCUACUACAACCAGAGCGAGGCCGGGUCUCACACCUUCCAGAUAAAGGAUGGCUGAGACUUGGGGCUGGAGGGGCUCCUCCUCCGCGGUUAUGAACAGCACACCAAAGAUGGCAAGGAUUACAUCGCACUGAACGGGGACCUGCGCUCCUGGACCACAGCAGACACGGCUGCUCAGAUCACCAAGCGCAAGUGGGAGGCAGGGGAAUUUGCAAAGCAGGUCAGGGCCUACCUGGAGGGCCGGUGCGUGGGGUGGCUCCGCAGACACCAGGAAAACAGGAAGGAGACGCUGCAGCGUGCGGACCCGCCCCGCAAGACACAUGUGACCCAUCAUCCUGUCUCUGACUAUAAGGCCACCCUGAGGUGCUCCCUGGGCUUCUACCCUGUGAAGAUCACACUGACCUGGCAGCGGGAUGGGGAGGACCAGACUCAGGACAUGGAGCUUGUAGAGACCAGGCCCGCAGGGAAUGGAACCUUCCAGAAGUGGGCAGCUGUGGUGGUGCCUUCUGGAGAGGAACAGAGAUAUAUGUGCCAUGUACAGCAUGAAGCAUUGCUCGAGCCCCUCACCCUGAGAUGUAGUAAGUCUUCUCAGCCCACCAUCCCCAUCGUGGGCAUCAUUGCUGGCCUGGUUCUCCUUGGAGCUGUAGUCACUGGAGCUGGGGUCCCUGCUGUGAUGUGGAGGAAGAAGAGCUCAAAUAGAAACAGAGUGAUCUACUCUCAAGCUGCACGCAGCAACUGUGCCCAGUGUUCUGAUGUGUCUCUCAUGGCUUGUAAAAAUGAGACCCUGGGGGGCCUGAUGUAUGUGGGGUGUUCAGGGGAACAGUGGAUGCAGCUGUGCUAUGGGGUUUCUUCGAGUUGGAUGUAUUGAGCAUGCGAUGGGCUGUUUAAAGUGUUACCCCUUACUAUGACAGAUAGAAAUUUCUCCAUUAAUAUUUUUUUUAUAGUGU